Drosophila busckii is the source of this 619-nucleotide messenger RNA. RefSeq names its product 60S ribosomal protein L24 (gene RpL24). Bases 25 to 492 code for a protein of 155 amino acids. NCBI's taxonomy places the organism in Eukaryota, Metazoa, Arthropoda, Insecta, Diptera, Drosophilidae. Gene Ontology annotation, molecular function: structural constituent of ribosome; mRNA binding. The record is from RefSeq and is a predicted model, not a curated record. The transcript has 3 exons. Gene Ontology annotation, biological process: cytoplasmic translation. Gene Ontology annotation, cellular component: cytosolic large ribosomal subunit.
UCUUUUUCACUUUUGACCAGCAAGAUGAAAAUCGGUUUGUGUGCAUUCAGCGGGUACAAAAUCUACCCCGGCCAUGGCAAGACCAUGGUCAAAGUUGAUGGCAAGUCCUUCACCUUCCUGGACAAGAAGUGCGAGCGCUCCUUCCUGAUGAAGCGCAAUCCACGCAAGGUUACUUGGACCGUGCUGUACCGUCGCAAGCACCGCAAGGGUAUUGAGGAGGAGGCCUCCAAGAAGCGCACUCGCCGCACACAAAAGUUCCAGCGCGCCAUUGUCGGUGCUUCGCUGGCCGAGAUCAUGGCUAAGCGCAACAUGAAGCCCGAAGUGCGUAAGGCACAGCGCGACCAGGCCAUUAAGGUGGCUAAGGAAACAAAGCGCGCCGCCAAGGCUGCCAAGAAGGCAGCUGCACCAGCGCCCGCCAAGAAAUCUGCACCCAAGCAGAAGGCCAGCAAGGUCACGCAAAAGUCUGCUCCUCGCGUCGGUGGCAAGCGGUAAACAACAACAACAAAGUGACUGUGCUACAGUUUUUUAAAAGAAAACGAUUUAAGGAAAUUAUAGUGGAAAACCAACAAUUAAAAUCCAUAGCUGCGAAUGAAAAUUCGUGGUGAAAAAAAAAACAAAA